AUGCAUAGAGGGGUGAAGGCUGUAACCUUGAUGGGAACGAUGAAUGAAAGGCCACCGUGGUCUAAGACUCUUUUACCAACUCCAACCAACCGAGCAUCAUCUGGAAAGAGUGGUUGUGGUGAUGUAUAUUUUAUGGUUCUUGGUGGAUUUCGGGCAUUCCGUGUCAUGAACUGA
Sclerotinia sclerotiorum 1980 UF-70 is the source of this 174-nucleotide messenger RNA. RefSeq lists its product with no specific name. Bases 1 to 174 code for a protein of 57 amino acids. Lineage: Eukaryota; Fungi; Ascomycota; Leotiomycetes; Helotiales; Sclerotiniaceae. The record is from RefSeq and is a predicted model, not a curated record. The transcript has a single exon.